Daldinia loculata is the source of this 1485-nucleotide messenger RNA. Its product is annotated as N-terminal nucleophile aminohydrolase. The record is from RefSeq and is a predicted model, not a curated record. The transcript is spliced from 2 exons. Gene Ontology annotation, molecular function: hydrolase activity. NCBI's taxonomy places the organism in Eukaryota, Fungi, Ascomycota, Sordariomycetes, Xylariales, Hypoxylaceae. Bases 1 to 1485 code for a protein of 494 amino acids.
AUGGAAUAUAAACGCCAACCCGAACGAAAUGCGACACAGGUCAAGCCACGUCUAAUUAUUCACGGCGGCGCAGGUAAUAUUACGCCUGAGACUUUAGGUCCGGAGAAAUAUAAACAAUAUAGACAUGCGCUUCUCACUAUCGUCUCCAAGGUGGAUGCUUAUAUACGCACUCCCGCGCCGCUGAGCAGAAAUGGCUCUUCUGAACUUGAGUUUCCUUCCGCUCUCGAUAUCGCCACAUACGCCGUGACGCUCCUCGAGAAUAACCCGUUAUUCAACUCGGGCCAUGGCGCCGUAUUCACGCGCGAUGGCAUCAACGAAUUGGAAGCCUCCGUCAUGGUAUCGCGGGGUUAUGCCAAACGUGGCGUCGGGGUGACCGGCCUGCGCAGGGUGAAGAACCCGAUCUUACUAGCGAAGGCAAUGCUGGAGCACGGAGACAAAGACCUAAGUAGAAAGAAUGAGUUGGGAUUGGCGCAACCGGACGUAUUAACAGAAUCUAAUGGUCUAGAGACGGUUGAUCUUGAUGUGCCGUCGGCGCAAGCCCACACGCUUAUCCACGGGGAAACAGCUGAGACACUGGCCAAGAUAUACGGUCUUGAACUAGUCGACCAAAAAUACUUCUUCACUCAGCACCGCUGGGAUGAGCAUAUACGGGCACUGGAAAAGGAGAAAGCGGGAAAGGGUCUGGCGACUUGGAGCGCCGAGGAAUAUCUACCCCAAGGCACAUGCGGCGCAGUCGCGUUAGAUGCGGACGGCGUCGUAUGCGUGGCUACUAGUACGGGAGGGUUAACGAAUAAACUUACCGGGCGCAUCGGUGAUACACCUGUCGUCGGCGCUGGCUUCUGGGCGGAAGAAUGGGUCGAGACGGGCGAACCAAGUGGGACGAACACUUCGAGAAGUAUAAAAAGAUAUUUACCUGGCUUGCCAGGUCCAGUUGUAGAUCUAUCGGUGAACCUACGAAACCUAGUCGCUGACUGUCUACCAACCCCCCUCGUAUACUCUCCCGUUGCCCAAACGACUUCCAGUGGCGGUUACGAUCACUUACAAACGACACGCUCCAUCGCUCUAUCGGGUACCGGGAAUGGCGACUCCUUUCUACGAGUAGCCGCUGCGAGAACGGUCGGCUCAAUCGCGCGAUGGGCGAAGGCACCAGCAGCCAAUGCCUUGUAUCGCGUUGCCGGAAGAGGCGGAGAGCUACAGAGGAGCGCUGGAGACCGUUGGGGCCAAACGGGGGAAGGGGAGGGCGGUAUGAUCGGUAUAGAGAGCAUAGUGUCGCGCGAUGCAUCGGGUCGUGUCGUUAGCACCUCUGCCAAUAUACUGCAGGAUCAUAAUUGCGGAGGGAUGUUUCGAGCGUGGAUUGACGAUGAUGGAAAAGCGGUAAUGAGGAUUUUUCACCCUGACAGAGCAGACGACUCUCUAAGCUCAACAACCAUAAUCGGAGAGGGAAAACCCGAGGACGUUUGGCGCUGGACUGCUGAUAAAGUAUAA